UCUAAAAGCAUAGCGAGUUUAUAGACUCUCUAGUAAUAUCGCUUCUAUAAACCUGCUUCCAGAACUCUUUCAUCGUCUGAACUCUUUAAACACGGUUCCUAAGAUCAAGGAAUCUUACAGUGAUUGACCUUCUUCUCGUGAUUUGGACGAGGGCGUAAACAAAAGUUGGCUAGUCGACUUUCUAUUGACCCAGACACACUUACCAGCCGAGUCAGAAUCCUUUCAGAUAUACAAUAUCUUUAAAAAAUUAAAAAUGGGUAAUAAAAAGUCAAAGAAAAGCAACCAGCAACAACCAGGACCUGCUCCAAAGCAAAGUGAACCUUCCGGAAGGAUUCCUAAGGACACAACAUAUAUUUUGCUUAUUCACAAGUCUACGGAAGAACAAGAGCGUGUCGUACGACAUUUUCGAGACGCUCUGACAAGUAAGGCUAGUGGGAAAGUACGCGUAAAAAAAAUCGUGAAUGUUUCCAGUCCAAGUUGUGAAAGGGACGUGAAAGAUUCCUCUUGGGUGGACGAAAAUGAGAGUGACAUUGUUGUUUUAUUGUGCUUGACAGCCGAGGCAAUUCCGACGUUGGAACGAAUAAUGAGAGAUAAAGGAUACGUGAGAAAUGAUUUGCAUCAAAAAGUUUUUUCCGUUUCCUUUGGAGCGAGCUUAGAAUGGCCACCGGCAGGAAUACAACGUGUUGCUCAAAAUGCUCGUGAUUUUGCUUUCAAUUUUGAAAACGUGGAUAAUCUUAAACCGAAAGAUUUUGAAAAAUCCGACACGAUGCUAGCUUUGCUUGCUGCAAUAAAAGGUACAUGAAUAUGAAUAAUUUGAACGAUCACCAUUCAAUUAGUAUAGACCAUUGGAUAAUUGUGAUGGCCGAACAUGCACGGUUAGGAUUCAAGUAGAAUUGCUAGAGGUCACUCAGAACACUGAAAGGUUCCUAUAGUUACAAUCUGCACUAGUAUUAAGACUGUUAAGAUUCGUCCAGGUGAUUCCUAUAUCUUACUUACCUGAUAAUGAUUAAACAGGUAGUUUACAGUGGGUUUUAGAAUAGUAAAUAUAUAGUUGUUGGUAAGAGGAUACUAAUUAUAUACUCUUAAAUAUAAUGUUAAGGCCCCUUCACACCAUGAGUGUUUCGGGUCCAAAAAAUCGGAUGGCGUAACUCCUAAAAAGGUUUGGAGACAAGAACAAAAUCUGCAAAAUAUAUGAAUAAGUAUACUGGAUAAAACAAAUAGCUGUUCCCCCCUUAUUCCGCCAAAAAAAAUUAUCGAACGGUCUGAAGAAGAAGCGACCAAAAGUUGGAUCCAAUCGGCAGGGCCUUUCACUACAUUUCUCGUUGAAAAGUAUUUAACUCCAAGGUACCGAAAAUUCUGACAAGCCUGAUUGCCGAAUUCUAGCUGUCACUACAUUACCUCUUUAUGAUCUUUAUGACUGACAGAUAUUACCCUAGUACAGACAGUUAACUUUCACAUUAUAACUGACUCUGAUAACGGAACUCGCUAAUCGGAUGGCUAGUUAAUGUAAUAUAAUUUUCUCGUCAGAAAAACAUUUAGAUCCGACAGCUAACGAUAAAUUUUUUCUAAAUCAGAGCUGAAAUAUACCACAAUUUAGAGGCCCUUUA
This is a messenger RNA of Dendronephthya gigantea, 1607 nucleotides long. RefSeq lists its product as uncharacterized. Lineage: Eukaryota; Metazoa; Cnidaria; Anthozoa; Malacalcyonacea; Nephtheidae. The coding region runs from base 254 to 802 and encodes 182 amino acids. The transcript is spliced from 2 exons. The record is from RefSeq and is a predicted model, not a curated record.